AUGUUCAGAGGAGGAAUCCAGCAGCAGGGAAGCACGCAGCCCUUGCCCCAACAUGAGCCCGAAGCCCCCUGGCUGGGCACCACCCAGCACUGCCUGGGAGAAGGCCCAAGGAAGCGCCACGUGGCUCCAUCAACUGUGGUGCCCUUGACAGCUGAAGAGGAGCAGAUGAGCAACAUGUGGAUUAAGGUCGAUGUGGAUGUACUGGGUGACGAAGCCCUUGCCAGCUUAGUGGUGGUGUUACCCAGAUUCCUGAGGUUCGCCAACUUUGGGAACCUCUCCAGCGCUGCUACCAUCAGUGGCAACCCCACAGUUCGCGCCCAUGGAAAGAAGGUGCCGACCUCCUUUGGGGACGCCAUCAAGAAUCUGGACAACAAACAAACCUUUGCCAAACUGAGCAAGCUGCACUGCAACAAGGUCCACGUGGACCCCGAGAACUUCAAGCUUCUGGGGGAUGUCCUCAUUAUCGUCUUGGCGUUCCACUUGGGUAAAGAGUUCACCCCUGCCUACCAUGCCGCCUUCCACAAGCUGGUCCAGGUGGUUGCCCACGCCUUGGCUCACCGCUACCACUAAACCAGCCGGAGGGACACACAGU
This is a messenger RNA of Eublepharis macularius, 592 nucleotides long. Its product is annotated as hemoglobin subunit beta-Z-like. Gene Ontology annotation, biological process: hydrogen peroxide catabolic process; oxygen transport. Gene Ontology annotation, cellular component: haptoglobin-hemoglobin complex; hemoglobin complex; blood microparticle. The record is from RefSeq and is a predicted model, not a curated record. Gene Ontology annotation, molecular function: oxygen binding; peroxidase activity; organic acid binding. NCBI's taxonomy places the organism in Eukaryota, Metazoa, Chordata, Lepidosauria, Squamata, Eublepharidae.